UUUUUUUAAAUUACCAUGGAUACGGCGGAGUUCAAAAAGCGAGGCCGUGAGAUGGUUGACUAUAUUGCUGAAUAUGCUGAGACACUUUCCCAAAGACGGGUGACACCCAACAUUGAACCUGGUUAUCUUCGCCAUCUUCUCCCUUACAACGCCCCUCACAAGGGAGAAGAAUGGGAAGACAUUAUGAAGGAUGUGGAGCGCUUUAUCAUGCCCGGGGUCACCCACUGGCAACACCCUCGUUUCCAUGCCUACUUCCCUGCAGGAAAUUCUUAUCCUUCCAUCUUAGCAGACAUGCUAUCAGAUGCCAUUGGCUGUGUAGGAUUUUCAUGGGCAGCAAGUCCAGCUUGUACAGAAUUGGAAAUUAUAAUGUUAGACUGGUUAGGAAAAAUGAUUGGGCUACCACACGACUUUCUGUGUUUAUCAGACCAUGGCACAGGUGGUGGAGUUAUUCAGGGUUCGGCAAGUGAAUGUGUUUUGGUUUCCCUUCUUGCUGCUCGCCACGCCACCAUCCGGGCUCUAAAACAACAACAUCCCUUUGUAGAAGAAGGAGUACUAUUAUCGAAACUAAUGGCGUAUUGUUCUAAAGAGGCUCACUCUUCUAUGGAAAAAGCAGCAAUGAUUGGUUUUGUCAAACUACGUAUCCUGGAAACUGAUGACCGUUUUCAGCUACGAGGAACGACGUUAGCUAAAGCCAUGGAGGAAGAUCGAGCCAUGGGAUUAAUCCCUUUUUUCGUUAUGGCCACUUUGGGAACAACAUCUUGCUGCUCCUUCGAUCCUCUGUACGAAAUUGGCCCAGUUUGUCAAAAAGAUGGGAUUUGGCUGCACGUGGAUGCUGCAUAUGCUGGAAGUGCUUUUAUAUGUCCUGAAUUCCAGUAUUUAAUGAGAGGAAUUGAAUACGCCUCGUCGUUCAACAUGAAUCCAAAUAAGUGGAUGCUGUUGAACUUCGAUUGUUCAACAAUGUGGGUUAAAGAUCGAUUCAAACUUACUCAAGCUCUCGUGGUUGAUCCGUUGUACCUGCAGCACAGCUUUUCUGAUAAAGCUAUUGAUUAUAGACAUUGGGGAAUUCCUCUCAGUCGCCGUUUCCGGGCUCUUAAACUUUGGUUCGUCAUUCGCAAGUAUGGAGUAGAGGGUCUGCAGAAAUACAUUCGUGACCAUGUUCGACUUGCUAAGAAAUUUGAAAAUUUGAUAAGGAAGGACGACAGAUUCGAGGUUGUAAACAACGUUCAUCUAGGAUUAGUUUGUUUUCGUCUGAAGGGCUCUAACAACUUGAACCAAAAGCUGUUAUCGUCUAUUAAUGCAUCUGGAAAGCUACACAUGGUACCAGCAUCACUGAACGACCGUUACGUCAUCAGGUUCUGCGUAUGCGCACAGCAGGCAACUGAUGAUGACAUUUCACAUGCAUGGGAAGUCAUCACACAAUUUACAUCAGACUUGUACGAGAUCAUGAAAAUGGACAACAAAGAGAAAAACAAGCGACAGGAGGAAGAAGAUGAAGACAACAAGGAAAAUACAGACGAGUCUGUGGACGAAGUCUUCAUGCUAGACCGAAAGAAACGUCAAUCUCUUAGGUACAAGCGCAGUUUCUUCGUUCGGAUGGUGUCUGAUCCCAAGCUGUAUAAUCCUAAGAUCGUGAGAUCCCAGUCAUCAACGGGAUCUCGACGUCACACCAGUGAUCCAGUUGAUGAUACUGGCGUUGUAACUCCCGUUUAGUUGGACAUUAGUUGCUUAUUACACCCGUGAAUUGAAAGUAUGUUAACAACCGCUGGGGUGUUAGGUUUAUUUUAUUUUUUUUGCGCGGAAGAACAGAUUCAGCUGAUGAGUAAUUAGGGUUUGGUUCCUGAAUGCGGAAGUAAAUUCAUGACUUUAUUUGCAACAAAAUUUGUUGGUUUUGGUCUUUCAAAUAACUCUAAUACAUUACUUGACGUUUCCUAGUUAAUAUCUGUUAUCUUAAAGAGGAUUAUUGUAAAGUUAGCUAUCUUCUAGACACGUAUAAUUUACCAAACACACACAUAUAUAUAUAUAACCUAACCAUGUUACACGGCUGGUAUAAUUAUAGUGACUUUGGCCAAAUACACUUGGAGAAUGAAUUUUUCCCCACGUUUGCUUCUAAUAAAACUCCCAAUAUUUUAACAUGAUUUAAUCUAACGUAAGUGUAGUGGUGGUCCUUAUUCUUAAAUGAGUAAUAAUAAUAUUCAGUAUAAAAUAAUUACAUUUUGUCCUCGGGCCAGAACUAUGUUAUUAAUUAAUAAUCAUAUUGUUCUUCGUGUUGUGUGGUUAUUCUGGCACCUGUUUACUGUCAGGCAAUAAAAUGAAUGUACAUUCCCCA
Limulus polyphemus (Atlantic horseshoe crab) is the source of this 2326-nucleotide messenger RNA. It is a transcript of the gene Tdc2, whose product is annotated as tyrosine decarboxylase-like. Gene Ontology annotation, biological process: amino acid metabolic process. The record is from RefSeq and is a predicted model, not a curated record. NCBI's taxonomy places the organism in Eukaryota, Metazoa, Arthropoda, Merostomata, Xiphosura, Limulidae. The transcript has 15 exons. Gene Ontology annotation, molecular function: pyridoxal phosphate binding; carboxy-lyase activity. The coding region runs from base 16 to 1710 and encodes 564 amino acids.